AUGGGGAGAAGGAGCCGAGGAAAUCAGCCAGCAUCUUCAGGGUCUCCGAAAGCCUCCGGGGACAAAGCCACGAGCAUUAUCAGCCGAAGGCGCGCGGUCGCCAUCGGCCCCUACCACAGGGGCAAGUCAGAGCUGCUGAUCAAGGACAAAGACAAGUGGUGGUGCGUGAAAUACUUUCUCUCCGAGCAUUCGCUCAACCUCGAAAAAUGGCUAUGUGAUAUGAGCUCGAGGGAGGAAGAGGCUCGCAGCUACUACUCAGAAGACGUGUCCAUGGACAGCCAUAGCUUUUUGGAGAUGUUACUGCUCGAUAGCUGCUUCAUUUUUCAUGCUUUCAGAUUGAUAAUUUGCCCGUUGCUCUACCCGGGAUGGCCGUCAGACCAAAUCAAGCUUGACUUGCUGAUGCUCGAGAACCAGAUCCCUUUCUUCGUCUUAGUCCAACUAUACUGUGGGCUCGGUGGGGAACAAGAAUUCAGGAAGUUCGCUGGGGCUUACGCUGGCACUAUCAUUCAUUAUGCCGUCAAUUCCUUUACUCGUUGCAAUAUGGGUAGCACUUGGGAUGACUCUAUCCUCCCCGAGCAAGUCCUCCAGCUGUUGCACCUGUUUCGCUUGUCCUUGGGUCCUUCCGGGAACAAAUCCACACUUCCGCCCCAACGCAGGAUACACUUCAUGGGCUCCAGCCCAAGAUAUGUUCCUAGCGUGACAGAAGCUUCAGGAUCGAUCUGCUAUUGA
Molecule: messenger RNA, 729 nt
Organism: Phoenix dactylifera (date palm)
Lineage: Eukaryota; Viridiplantae; Streptophyta; Magnoliopsida; Arecales; Arecaceae
Product: UPF0481 protein At3g47200-like
Source: RefSeq, a predicted model, not a curated record